Tyto alba (common barn owl) is the source of this 6743-nucleotide messenger RNA. It is a transcript of the gene SLC26A1, whose product is annotated as solute carrier family 26 member 1. The transcript is spliced from 3 exons. The coding region runs from base 1207 to 3348 and encodes 713 amino acids. NCBI's taxonomy places the organism in Eukaryota, Metazoa, Chordata, Aves, Strigiformes, Tytonidae. Gene Ontology annotation, molecular function: bicarbonate transmembrane transporter activity; secondary active sulfate transmembrane transporter activity; chloride transmembrane transporter activity. The record is from RefSeq and is a predicted model, not a curated record. Gene Ontology annotation, cellular component: membrane. Gene Ontology annotation, biological process: transmembrane transport.
CAACAAACAAAAAACCUUAUGAAAUUUACACAGAGAAUGAUGACUUGUUACAAGAGUCUAAACUUACUAUUAACUGUUAACAUCAUUACGGCAUACCAACAAAGUACUGUGCCAGUGAGUGCACUUCAAGUUUUAGGAAACUCAUGGGUAUGGCUGCUGUCUCUAGAUACUGAAGGAGGAAAGAAACAAGCUUAGACUUUAUAUUGCAAUGUCACACCUGGCACUAGAAAGCUUUGUUGCAGAGAUCCUGGCUGUUUAUGACACUGAAAGAGGCUGGGCUUGAGAAGUUCUUCUUUCCUAGGGAUUCUAAAUACUGUUGUACUAGCACAUAUUCUCUUCAUCUAGGUUGACCUAAGUCAUUCCUUAUCUCCCAGUACUUAUAUAUAGGCACCCACUCUUGGAAGUCUCUUCUUUCUUUCCACUGCAAACCAGAAGGCAAGAUCUGCCACCUGGCAUAGUCUGUUUGACAUAUUCCACCUUCCUGCUCCUAUUUUUAUUUUUAAACUGUUUAAGGUAGGGCACUUGCACAUUAUACUGUUUUGCCUCUCAGUCAUGUCCCCAACUACCCCCUAAUGAUUUAUGAAUGCACUAAACUAAUUUCAACUUAAUGUGACAAUUGAGUAAAAAUGCAGAGAUUGAGUUUGGUUAAAAUUGUUGUGUUCAUACAGGGAAGAGAUAUCAAAAGGACCUCCAUCUAGUGAACACAAAUUUUUCCGGUCUUUAUGUAUCAUAAAACUGACAUGCAGGAGAACCAUAGAAAACAUUGUUGCGAAAACAUUGUUGCAUUUGUUCCACUGCCCACUGAAUUAUUUGUUGUAUCUUACUCCCUGGAGAGAAAAGAUAGGGUAACUAUGGGUUUAAACCUGAGAAUACGAACAUGUAACACUCUUCUGAGAUGGUGAAAGAUUCAAUCAUGAUGCAUGGUCCAUAUGUUGUCAGAGUGAUUUUUGUGAGGAAAUGCUUAUUAAUUAGUGGAAGCUGCACAUCAAAACAAUCUACAAUUCAGCAUAUUUAUGUUACAUAGCAGCUUCCAAGAGUCCAUCAAUGGUUUGUGUACAAAUUUUUGUAUUAUACUAAAUUGUUGCUCUCCAGAAAACUCUGCUUUACAGGUUCUACUAGUAAAAUCUUUCUCCUGUGCACUGAGGACAGCUGAAGUGACAUAUCACUAUAUCACAUGAACACAUAGACGAAGUAUACACUGGGACAAUGGAAAGACCACUUGAGGCUACCAGGAUGGAAAAGAACACCGCUUCCUGCUUUCUCAUGAAAAGAAAGACACGUGUCAAGAUUAAUAGGAAAGAAAUUAUGCUAGCUAAGCUGAGGAAGAGCUGCUCCUGCAGCCCAAAGAAGCUGAAGAACUUUGUCAUGGACUUCCUUCCUGUUUUGCGAUGGCUUCCCAAGUACCAGUACAAAGAGUACAUUUGGGGGGAUGUUAUGUCUGGGUUAGUGAUUGGGAUCAUUUUGGUACCCCAAGCAAUCGCAUACUCACUGCUAGCUGGUCUGAAGCCCAUUUAUAGUCUUUACACAUCAUUCUUUGCCAACAUCAUCUACUUCUUAAUGGGCACAUCCCGUCAUGUCUCAGUUGGCAUUUUCAGCUUGAUCAGCUUAAUGGUAGGACAAGUUGUAGACCGAGAACUUCUCUUGGCUGGGUUUGACUUGAAUGAUGAUGCCCCACCAGCCUUGGGUGAUGGCUCUCUGCAGAAUGACAGUCAGUCCAACACAACUGCCUUCAACCUUACAGUUGCAGGGAUGAAUGCUGAGUGUGGGAAGGAAUGCUAUGCUAUUGGCAUUGCUACAGCCUUGACAUUUGUGGCUGGAGUGUAUCAGGUGCUAAUGGGAAUCUUUCGUCUGGGUUUUGUAUCUAUGUACCUAUCUGAGUCUGUACUAGAUGGCUUUGCAACUGGUGCUUCCUUAACCAUUUUAACAGCUCAAGUGAAGUAUCUGAUUGGAAUAAAAAUCCCACGUAGCCAAGGGCAUGGGAUGCUUGUUAUUACCUGGAUUAACAUUUUCCGGAACAUUUCUCAGGCUAACCUUUGUGAUGUCAUCACAAGUGUCAUUUGUAUUGUAGUGCUGGUCACUGCUAAGGAACUGGGAGAUCGGUAUAAGCAUAAGCUGAAAUUUCCUCUUCCCACAGAGCUGGUAGUUAUUGUUGUUGCAACACUGGUGUCACACUAUGGGAAGUUAAAUGAAGUAUAUGGAUCCAGUGUUUCUGGAGCUAUUCCAACAGGAUUUAUUCCCCCCAAGGUACCACAUUUCAGCUUAAUGCUCCGAGUUGCAGUAGAUGCUUUGCCUCUUGCCGUAGUCAGCUUUGUCUUCACUGUAUCCCUUUCUGAAAUGUGUGCAAAGAAAUACGCUUACACCAUCCGAGCCAAUCAGGAAAUGUUUGCUGUGGGGUUCUGCAACAUCAUUCCUUCUUUCUUCCACUCUUUUGCAACCAGUGCAGCUCUGGCAAAAACACUCGUCAAAACAUCUACAGGCUGCCAGACUCAAGUCUCUGGAGUAGUUAGUGCAAUGGUGGUUUUGCUGGUGCUGCUGUUCUUGGCACCUCUCUUCUACUCCUUGCAGAAGUGUGUCCUGGCAUGUAUCAUCAUUGUCAGCCUCCGAGGAGCCCUGAGGAAGUUCCAAGAUGUGCCAGCACGGUACCAUGUGAAUAAGGUGGACACAAUUGUUUGGGUCAUUACCAUGACUGCCUCUGCCUUGAUCAGCACAGAAAUAGGACUGUUGGUUGGCAUUGUUUUCUCCAUGCUAUGCAUCAUCGUUCGGACACAGCGGCCACGGACAGCACUGCUUGGCCAGAUCCAAGACACCAGCUUUUAUGAGGAUGAAUUAGAAUAUGAAAAUCUCUCUUCUGUUCCAAAUGUCAAAAUAUUCCGUUUUGAGGCCCCACUUUACUAUGCAAAUAGAAACUACUUCUUAAAGUCUCUGUACAGAUUGACUAACUUAGACCCUAACCUAGAAGCUGCUAGAAGGAAAAAAUAUGAGAAGAAGGAAAAGCAGCAUCUGAAAAAGGGAGAUCACACAACUGCUAACGGACUAGACAUCAGAGAAACCACUCUGCAACUAGUUCCUAAGCAAACUGAUUUCCAAACCCUUGUUGUAGAUUGCUCUUCCAUCUCAUUUUUGGACACCACUGGAGUUAAUACUCUAAAAGAAAUCCUGAAAGACUACAAGGACUUAAACAUUUCUGUUCUCCUGGCUUGCUGCAAUCCCUCAGUCAUAGACUCCCUGAAAAGAGGAGGCUACUUUGGGAAAGAUUUUGGAAGCAUUCAGGAAAUGCUUUUCUACAGUAUAGAUAAUGCUGUGCAGUUUGCAAAAGACCAAAAGCUUCCAGCAGACUGCUCAGUUUAAUCCUGUGUCUUCCUUAACAAUUCAACACAAAAGUGACAGAUGGGGAGGCAGUCUGCAAUAAUUAAUUUAUCAGACACACUGUUGGCUGUGUACAGCAAUCGCCCUAUAAGCCAUUCUCCCCUGAAGAGCUCUGUUGUUUCAGUCACUGGAGAUGCAGUUCAGGACUAGGAUGGAACAGGCUUAUUACCUGCACCUUCACUUUAAAAUGAAAAUGAUGUGCAAUGGGGCAGUUUGGGAUUGACUUACACCUUGUGCCGUGAUCACGAGUGACCCAAUAUAUACAUCAUAAGAAUGUUGUGCUGGAAGGUCUGCUCAGUGUCAGCUGAAUCUUCCACUGGUUUAAUGGCUGGUUUGUGUCAAGAAGGCUAAGCCAUAUCCAUGAAAAUGCAGUCAGUCUAGCAUUUUGGACACAGAAUUGUUUAAACUCUGGAUUGCAAGGGCCUGACCUUUCCAUCAUUCUAGGUGCACUUCUAAACAACUCCCACUAUUUCUAUACAAACAAAAUGUAUAAAAUAUUGUGGAAUGGAGCAUGUCUCUCUACCCUGAUUACAUAGGCUUAAUGACAUAACCUGCCACAGGAGAAGAAAGCAUGAUCCAUCACAGGAUCCUCUCAAAACCAUCAUUUCCAAAAAUUGCUGCUGGAGUCACUUGUGUUAUUGGCUUCAAUCUGUGGUAAUUAGUUACUGAAGUUUGAGAUAACCUUAAUGACGGUGGAAGAAAUAUGACUCUGAUGCACAAUUUUGUAACUAGUAAGAAGAUAAACAAGAUUAAGAAAAAUGAAUGCCUUUAUCUGGCAGUCACACAGUUACCCAGGUAGCUGUACCAUCCUGUAAAAAUAAAUUGCCUCUGGCAGGCAGAUGCAGCUCCAAUUCAGGGACACAUAAGGGCCAUCAAAAAAAAAAACCUCUGAACUGUGAUGCAGCACAGCAUGUUCUUCCUACAACUGCCUGCCUGGAUACAAAGAGAAACAGGAGAAGAGAGGGUAGGGUAGGAAGUUUAAAUCUGUGGUGUGCCUAGAAAGGAACUGAUAGGUCAGUCAGAACUGCCUGGCUGGUCUUCUCUGAUGCAAUGCUAAUGAAGCUCUAGAGUAGCAUACCUGGGUCAAGUGAAGGGAGCAACUCUUUGUAAGUAGUGUACCACCAUAUGCUGGAAAAAUUCCACCACUGUUUGCACAUACUACAGACACUUUUGGGGAUUUUUUUGAUUAUGUCAUUCUUUGAUUUGAGGUCCUCUAAACCAUGUUUUCCAGAGCUGUGUUACUUUCUAUAAUAAUUUGCAUUAACUGCUGUUCAUUCUGCAUAGUGUCAAAUGAUACUCCCAGAGCAAUUUGUGUUGUUAUAUAUGCAUGUUCUCUCUUUACAAAUAAACAUAGACUUAGAUUGUAACAUAGUUAGUACUUAGUGUUCUGGCCCAUGGUACUGGCAGAAUAUCCUCUCUCAUACCCAAGCUUAUCAUUACCUUCACAAAAUGUAGGACAGCUGCCCUAUCUUUCUCUCCUUAUUCAUGGCUGGUUCACACACAGCACCAAGCACUAAAGAAAAUUCCAUCACAGCUGUGCCUCAUUAGUAGCCAACUAGCUGUUACAAUUAGUAGACUCUAGAAAUAGGUUCCACAUAUACAGAAGCGUGACCAUAAAAAAUAAAAAAGUCCAGUUAACAAAUCAUGUGACUUGCUUAUUUCAACUUUUCAGGUCACUGAAUGAAAGAACAUUCACACUGAGGUUCUCCAGGUGCCCCAGAGCCUAUUUGACUCUCAAGAACAAAUAUUUUGUUAAAGGAAAAGCAGUACAUUCCCAAAAGACAAAAUAAAAGAUGUCUUCAGUGGGAUUGUGAAUAGCACAAUAUUAGGUAAGUGAUUCAGUGCUGACAUUUUCAUGCACUCAUUAUAAAAAAGCAUGUCAGCUGCACACUGUGAGUACUGCCUGAGCAGUAAAACCUGACAGAAAUGUCUGUCAAGAGAUUAAAGGAUUGACCGUUGGCAGCAUUUUCCUGCCAUAAAACAAUUUAAUUACAUUAUUCUUUAAAUUGCUGAUUUGGCAUGACUAGCUUCUUUCUGUCAUAAAAACAAAUGGGCAGAGCCCAAGGACAAAGUAUUGCCUUGCAUCCGCUUUUUCUUUGUAACCAUUCUUUGACCAGAGAAUACCUUUUUUAAGGUCCUGCCAGGGCCUAGCAUGAGGAAGUGGGUUUAGAGGAGUUACUGACAGACAAUAUCAAUAUAAACACUCUUAGGCUGUUAUACUAACACAAGCUGUUGGAAGCCAAAUAAAAUUGCUUCAGUACAAAAGAACAUACAUCCUAGCAAUCCAGACUUCUUUUAUAUUUAUGGGUCAAGCUACUAGCCUAGAAUAUUAAGGAAAAAAUGCAAAAUACCCCUAGCUCUAGAUGAAUCUCAUUUUAAAAUAAAAAGAAAGAGAGAGUCCAGUGGAAAGUGUAUCCUUGCAAUAGUCUCUGGAGAAAAAUGAAGAGAGGCUGACCUUCUCUUAUUCACCAGGUUGAGAAACUAAGAGUCAGAAGUAUCUUUUUAAACAUAUUUAUCAUAAGAAUGGCACUAAAAGAUACCUAAGCAAAGAAACUUGGCUAUGCAUAAGAGGUGAGGUAAGCUUUAAGACUUUUACUAGGAAGAAACUAUUGACCAGAAGAAAACAUAAAACCAAUUUUCUGUUUCAGUUUCAUUGGCAGAGCUGGCUCACAAUCAAGUUGUUAUGUUGGACAAUGUCAGACACAGCAGGGAAACAGCUUUCAGUGCUAUAAUGUAAGAAUGCUGGGAGACUGUAAAUUAUUUCUAAGGAAACUAAAAAAGUGAGCCUUUUUCUGGCACAUUUAUGUUUGCUAUACUGUGUUACACCAAGAUUAAGGGUACAAAGACUGAAAAUGUUAAAAACUGCUGAUUCUCUCCUAUUCUAGGUAUAGGAAUUAGGUACCAUGACUUGGAGAGGAGCUGGGGAUAGGCUUGUAAUUCCAACUGUGUUAAUACUAAUGUUGAAAUAAAAUCAUUAUAUGCCUUUUAGGAAAUGUUAUAUCCAUCAUGUAGAUUGACUAUAUUUUUGUUCACUGUGUUGCCUUGUAUAGAUCAUUUAUCCAACAAACUUUAGUACUGCUACAUAAGAAUAGGAAAGGGAUCUUAACUUGUAGACUGCAUUGGUCCCAUGGAGGUGGGCAAAGAGUUGGGAAUCAUCACCUCAAACCCUCCUGUUGACUAGUACAGCAUGGGCAGAAUGCGUAGUCUAGGUGUCAAAAUGGAUGUAUUUAUUGACACUGGUAAUUAACAAUCAGGGAACUGUCCAGUCCAUGAAAGACAUGUUGGGUUCCCCCGUAACCAUGAAUAUUCCUGUGUCACAUGAUCUAGAGACAAAUAUGUGAUUUUCAUUGAAAAUAAAACUAACAAUUCUUUGAAAA